Molecule: messenger RNA, 2452 nt
Organism: Juglans microcarpa x Juglans regia
Lineage: Eukaryota; Viridiplantae; Streptophyta; Magnoliopsida; Fagales; Juglandaceae
Exons: 1
Coding region: 313-2241 (642 amino acids)
Source: RefSeq, a predicted model, not a curated record
AAACUUUCCUUUCGUCCCUCCCUGAGUUUUGCUACCCAGUCCUCUCUCUCCGUCUCUCUCUCUCAAAGGGGAAGUGAGAGAUUUGGUAGCUGCAGCCUGCAGGCAGCAACAGAGAUUCAAGCUGCUAUGAAUUAGAAUUUAGAGUCAAUUCUCCAGAUCUCGUAUUCUUCAAGACAUACCCCCAAAGUCCUCUCACCCGAUCCAAAGCCAAACCCUAGAACGGAACAGAAUCUAAGCUUACAUUCGCAUGAACAGAUUAACCACCCAUUCGAUCCCAAUCAGUCUUUGAGUUUUAAGUUCUUCACCUUCACCAUGUCGUGCUUAGCCCUCUCUCUCCAACCUGCCAACGGAUCCGACAUCCUGCUCCAGACCCGCGAGUGGUUCCCACCCGCUCGAGCCCUCGUCGCUCUCUCCGCCUUCCGCCAAACCCGCCUCGCCUUCGCCGCCUCCAAACACAACAAUCCCUCGGUCUCUUCUUCCUCCGAUGCUGACGCCGACUCCAUCGCAGCCUCUCUCGGCGACGACCCCCUCGCCGCCUCCAGUGGCCAGGUCAUCGUCGGCGUCGAGAGCCGCUACCGCGUGGUGUAUCGCCUCGUGAAUUCCAUCUACGUCCUUGGUAUUACUACGGCCGAAGACAAUUCCGCUGUCAACGUCUUCGAGUGCAUCCACAUCGUCAACCAGGCCGUCUUCGUCGUCGUCACGGCCUGCCGAGGCGUCGACGUCACACCCGAGAAGCUCGGGCGCAAGUACGCCGAGAUCUACAUGGCGCUCGACAUCGUCCUUCGCGGCGUCAGCAGCAUCCGUCUCGCCGCCAUGCUCGGUUCUAUGCAUGGUGACGGCAUUGCCAAGAUGGUGCACUCCGCGCUCGACACCGAGAGCAAGAUCCGCGGCGCCGAGAAUUGGACCAAUUUGGAAGCGAAUUCCGUCGAGCACGAAGCAGGCAUCGACACGUUUUCAAACGCACGUUUCGAGAUGCCCCCCGAGACUCUCGCGGCCGGGGACGAGGUUGCAGCGACCCUCGCCCCCGUGGCGCCACCUGUGGGCGAGCAACAGCCGGAGCAGCAGGAGGAAACGCAAGCGGAGAAAGACCCGUUCGCGGCGAGCGAUACUAUUAACCAGCCGCAAGAGCUUGUGGGUGGGUUUAAGAAAAACAAGGACCCGUCCUCCUCAACGGAUUUGACAUUGGCAUUGGCGGGGCUCGAGGUUACGCCGUUGCCUCCCGCGGAGGCGACCCAAUCGACGUAUAUUGGAGUCGAGGGAUUCGAAGGAGAUUACGGUGGAGUAGCGUAUGGAAAUGAGAAAGCGGCAUCUUUGGAUGAUUCAUUUCAAGGGCUUAACGAUGCCCCUUUCGGUGGAGGAUUGGAUGCUUCUGAGUUUUUGGGUCCCACAAAAGUAUCGAAACCUCAAGGUCUUGGUGGGCUUGAGUUGUUACAGACUGGGCAGAGUGAUGCACCGGCUGUAGCUUCUGCUGCCGGCAUGGGAGCAAAUACUCCACUUGAUGAUCUGGUGAAGAAAACCGAACAGAAGGGUCCGGAGAUGUUUAUUCUGGAAGAGAUUAGUGUGGAGUUCAGAGAAUCUCUGCUUGCUAGAGUUGGAUUGAUGGGCGUGGUUUAUCUGAAAACAUUGCCAACUAAAGUGUCGGGUGAUAAAGAAACCGAGUUUUCAUUCCAGGUGGAGGGUACGAGUGCGGUUAAGAGAUUUGUUAUGCAGAGUUCUCGUGUUAGUAGUCUCGGCAAUGGAAUGUUUCAUGUGAGAACCGCAUCCGGUGACGAGCCUAUACCGAUUCUCAAAUAUAGCUUGUUGCCUAGGUUGACGCCGUUGCCUCUGAGGAUUCGUCUAAUAAAGCGUCAUACUGGAACAUUACUUUCUGUGAUGAUUCAGUAUGUAUCAAACCCUGAUUUACCAGCACCAUUGAAUGAUGUAACCUUUGUAUUGAAACUACCGGUCGACCCCACCUUGUUGAAGGUGUCUCCAAAAGCUAUGUUGAAUAGGUCUGAAAGAGAAUUGAAAUGGCAUGUCCCAGAGAUUCCAGUUAAGGGUUCUCCUGGUCGGUUGAGGGUGAGGAUGCCUGUGGACUCGAUUGACGAGGAUGAAGAGAUGGAGAUUGUUGGCUACGUGAAAUUUUCUGCCCAAGGACCUAGAUCAUUGUCUGGGAUUAGCCUACGGCCAGCUUCUGAGGGUAAGAUCGAGUUUUAUGAGGUUAGUCACAGGUUUGAGAGUGGGGUUUAUAUGUGCAAUUGAGCAACUGAAGAAAUGGUUAAUUGUUUACUGAUUGUUAUGCUUCUCCUUCCUUUCUUUAUUUCUUAUGUUCAAGAGCAUGUAUGGUUUGGAUGGAUGUGUGUGGCCUACUUUGAUAUCAGCCAUGUAACUUAGAUUCAUGAGUUCUGUGAUAUUUUGUCUUCAUGUUACUACCGAAUGAUCUUUUGUAAGGGAUAUAUACUUUGUUCGUUUU